UCCAGUGAUCGCGGCCCUGACGAAAGGAAGUCCGUAACGUGCGUCGAUCUAGCGUCGACAGCGAGCCGCGCGGCCUGAAGCCGGGAAAAAUACCGGUUGACGUUAGAAGCGAUUAAUUAUUUUUCGCCGCGAGACCCAACGCUAAUUAUUAUCUUCACGGUACUAUUAAUCGUGGAGCGGGUUUUGUUGGAUCAGAGUUAUUUACGCAGCGCCGCGUCACACGGAAGGAACGGUAACAGUGCAGGUGGAGAUAUUUGGCAGGGGAGGGGGACGAUAUCGAGGAAGGGUGUGUGCCACUCAGGAUCGAGGAAAAACCGGAACGCCGGACGGCCAGCCGUCCAGUCCGGUAAAUCUACACACAGGCUAGUCACAAUCCUCAACCAAAAUGGGAUUGACCGUCACUGAGGACACGCCGGCGGACAUGUUGGCUGGGAAUAUGGAACUCCUGGUUCAGCUACCGCCCCGAAACGACGACGACUAUGAGAACGACGAGACGUACGAGAGGGAUGAGGACGAGCACCGUCAUCAGCACGGUCGGAAUCAUCACCGUUACCACAAUCAUCACAUCACAAAUGGUCAUCAUCCCCGUCGCACUGGAAACGGAAAUGCGCGAAGAGUAACCGUUGCUAGAAGCACACCGAUGAUGGAUCUCCUCGUCCAAGUUGCAACGUCCCAGAAAUUAUCAGCGUCCAGCUACACCCUCGAGGCUAUUGGAGAACACGGCUUGGUUCUUACCCAUCAUCCUAAUACACCGAUCGGCGCGCUGGACGCGUUGCAGGUGAAGCUGCUACCCAAACAAGGCACGUUCGCGCCGAUGAAGACGAGGCACGCAAACCAACCGUUCGAACCGACGUUUCGGUUACAGGUCCAUUUACCCAGGAAUCAGCUCUACGUUUCCAGGGUAAGCUCGAGGAUGAACCUGGGAAAAAUUCUCGACGAAGUUUGCCGCGAGAAAAACCUCGAUAGGAAUAACUACGAGCUUCGACAUCCCGCAAACAUCGAGGAGACGCUCGACCUGUCGCUGUCCCUGCAGGACUACCAUCUCCAGGAGGUGACGCUGUGCCCGAAACGUCGUCCGUUGGGAUCGUCGCUUAGCUCGCAGGACAUAAUGGCGCUUCAGCGUCAGGAGGAGAGGCGACGUCAGGAGGCGAAGCAGAGCGUGUUCGGUUUUGCGUUUAAAAAAUCAAAGGAGAGCUCCCUCAGUACCGACAGUCUUGGCGAACGGAGCGUAUCUCCGGCUCGCAGCGACGGUACCGGAAGGAGCGUAAGUCCUCAGGCUCCGACGGCGCCGACAAGACCUCAGAGGAAACGACGACCGGCUCCGAAGCCGCCGCUUCCUCGCGCCGAGGUCGAGACCAGUCCGAGUACCAAGGGUGCCAAGAAUCCGGAAAAGGAUAACGAGGGGGAAAGGGAGAAGGAGAGGGAAAAGGCCGAGAGGACGAUCAUCAGCCAUAGUCGCAACAGCAGCGACAGCUCAGGAUACCACGAGGCAUCCGUACUCAGUGACAACCUCGACUCGAACAUCAGGGUACCCGAAACACUGCCGAGGAGAAGCAGGCUUCAGACACCCUCCACGGUUGAGUCUACGGGAAGAACACUCGCCGAGACUUCCCAGGCCAGCAAGAGUCUCGGGAAUUUAGCUGCCGCUUCUAACCAGAGAACUUCCACCAUUGCUCGCGUCACCAGCAACUCUUCCCUCAGUUCAGCAGGUUUGAGAAAGAAAAAAGCUGCCCCGGCACCGCCGCCGCCGAGGCCUUUGACCUCGUCAACUUCGAUACAGGCUCUCGAGCGCAUCGUGGAUUCCGAAGAGUCCUUCACCUCUGUAGCUGAGACGUCGUUGCCGACUAAAGCGUCCUCGGAUGUUGCCGUUGGUACUACCAAAUCAAGACUGCAGGCCCAACCUCGGGUCAGUUUAGGGUCUGAAAAUCGGGCCUCGAUCACACCAAAGAUCGACGAAGCGCGAGUCGAAGAUAAGCCUGCUGCGAUCAACGUCGACUCGGCUCGGUUUUACGAGUCACCGAUACUGUCGGAAAAAUCGGCGCCUAGCGUCAACCCGAGUCCCAAGAUCGUCGAGGUCGCAGCAAUCAUUCCUAACGUAGAAAUCGCUAGUGAACGCAAACGAGUCGCCCCGGUCCCGAAGCCCCGUGGAUUGGUUCACGGGUUGGAAAACGCUGCUAACACUUCCGCCCCUCCCAAAAAUUCACCGCCGUAUCUACCCUCGCCCACGCCAAGAGACCAAACCACGCAAAAAGCGGAUGCGGCUGUGCAGAUUGCACCAAACACAAGCCCCGCAACAACGACGACAGAUUUGCUCAAAAAAGUUUCGGAUACGCUUUCCAGUUCUCUGAUGCGAUCACAGGCGACUGUGGCUGCAGUUUCAUCCUUGGCCAAAGAUUUGGAACCACCAGUAGAGUCGAAAAAGGCGGAUAAACCGAUGGCGAGAGACGAAGAAUCGGCUUCCAGACCGGAUGUCGGUGAAGACGCACCGGACUUUAUCGACGCUCAUCAGCCCGCUUUACCCGACUGGGAAUACCAGCUUCCGGAGCCUCCAAGCGGCUUCAGGGACACCGAGGUCCCUACGGCAAAGGAAGGUGGGAAAAUUGCGAUUACCGAGCCAGUGCCGGUUCGCGAAUUAGAAAAAUUGAUAGCGGAUGAAGAACUGAAGGACAGAACAGCGGUCGAAGCAAAGCGGAGAGAAGUCAGCGCCCCGGUAUCGCCGACUACGAAAGUACCGCCGAUCAACGACGACGACGGCCAUCAUCAGAGCAAACGGAGCAGAAGGAAGUCCGGGAGUGAGAACAGCUCCAGAAGGACUUCCCACGUCUCGUCGACGCCAGGUGUUGCACCGGUGGACAAUACCUUGUCGAAUUUCGUGAUAACGACCUACUCGCGGCCGAAGAACGUCGACAUCUUCGACGAGAUCGAGCGGGCCGAUCGCGAUCCGGAAUUGCCGCUGAGUCGCAAAAGCUCGAGCGCCAGUCAAACUCGCAGAGAAUCAUCCAGGAGCUCGACUUCCUCGCUACCCCAAAGCGAGGAAAGGCAGCUCGGGAGCGUCGACGAAACGCCGCAGAGACCGGAAGUCGCUCCGCCGGUCCGCGGGGACGACGGUUCGCCCCAUAUGGUCAGCAGGGCGAAUAUCAAGAUAUCCAUCGUCGCGAAACCCAGGUCUCGGGGAAACUCCGUGAGCGGAAAUCAGGCUCUCAAAGCCGCCGUUCGCGAUGCUUCUGACGACGGACGCGGUGUGAGCGAUGUUACGGUGCUCGAUGAAAAGACGGCUAAUAACGAGAAAUUUUCUCAGUGGAGGGAGAAUAUUUUAAAGAAACAGGAAACACCGAGCAGGGAACGGCAAUUGCAAUCUUUACAGGUUCUAAGAGGCAUUUCGUUACAGAUUGAAGACUCUCAAACACAGCCGGACGACACAAGCACGGCCGAAAAAGCCGCUCCCACUUCUGCCGUUGAAACGAGAGUCGAAACCGUCAAAUCCCCGAAUAAUGGAGAAACAGCCGCAGAGCCGAGUCCUCAAACAACACCUCCUGCACCCGUUGCAGCGCCGAUUGAACCACAUGUAAAGCGUUACACCUACGCAGGACCACCGGCUAUAGACCUUGGCAGCUGGUCCGACAGAUCCAGGACCAAAGUUCAAAUAAAACCGGAUACAGACUACAAGUUCGAAAAGAGUCCAAUUCCGGGAACGGCGAGGAUCCAACAGGAUGCUCCAAAGACUCUGAAUUAUAAGGAGGGCAACGCUGUUAGUAGAACCGUCCUAAACGCGGUAUCUCAGACAGCGGUAACGCCGAGUGUUGUAAGAAAUACGCUGACGAAAUCAUCGAGGUCCGAGAAAGAAUCUACGGUCGAUAAUCACGAUAGAAAAGAGCCAAACGAGCUGGCAAGAACGCUUAUCACUCGGACUACGGCCUCCGGUUUCAAGAGGCCGGCUUCUAUAGCUGUGUUCGAAUCCUCGGUAACGAUUUCGGGAGAAAAGGAGACUCAAAAAAGGCCGGAGGUCGUUAAUGGAACCGGAAACCAAGAGGAGUCGAACAAGGCCUCCGCCGCAACCGAGAGCGAGGUCGACACGAGACCGCUGAGUUUUAAGGAACUGAAACAGGCGUUCGCCAGGGAGCAAAACGGAAGUGUGCAACCGGUGCCGAAGUUUGGAAGCCUCGGUCGAAGAGCCGAGAAUUCCAUCAGCGGAACGCUCGUACGGAGGGAUAACGAAUCGGAGAAUCAAACCUCCUUCCGAAACGAGGUGAACGGUCAGAGGGGGGAGAACAAGACCGUGGCCUCUGAGAAGAAGAACUUCGUUACGCCCGCGAAUCGCGGAACCGCCGUCUUUCAACACGACGUUUUGGGCACUGCACGCCGAACCAGCCGGGGGACUUUAAUGCCUGUUGUCAAGGGAUUCAAGGUCGUUCCUUCCGAGGAAGAGCCGGUAACUUUGUCGCAAGACAAACCACACAUCCACAGAGUCGCGAUAGGCGACAUUUCGAACGGGAAUUAUGUAGCUGCCCACAAUGGUCUGAGAAAGACCGUCGUCCAGAUCAAGGGAGACAAUCAAAUCAGCAACUCUAACAACAUUCCAAAACCGCCGCCAACUAUGCCCGUCAUAACGGGCGUCACCCUAAAAAGCACCAACGCCAAUGCAAGACCAAAGUCUAUGAUUGUAGCAGCCGACCCGAGGAACGAUCUUUUGGAGUCUAUUCGGGGAUUUGGUGGAUCUGGACAGCUGCGACAUGUUUCACGAAGGACUACCAACAUUGGUGGUGGCUCAAGUUCGCGAUUUGUACAUAGCUAAGCGAACGCCAGCGAGUAAGUCUGCAACGCUACAUUGCUCACAAUUAUCAGCCAGGUGUACGUAAUUUUUCAAAAAUCUUCAUAGAGUUGGAUUAUUUUUGAAUAAUUAUUUUCUAUAAAUUUAGUAUGGCGUUAAUUGCGAAGUCAAUCAAUCGGACGAUGUAAGGUGAAGCGGUACAUGGAAAGGAAUGAAUAUGGUCAUUUAAUACAACGCAAAAACUAAUCUAUUAUAGCUAUACUAAACUCGAAAUAUAUGGAUUACUAGUCAUUUCUUUCCAUCUGCAUAUAUAACGUGUAUGUAUCAUAAAGUAAAGGAAUUCAUGUGUGUAUAUAAUAUACAUAUACAGGUACGUAGUAUAUAUAAUAUAUAUAUAUAUAUAUAUAUUGAAUUAAUAUUGAAUUAACGCGUGGUGAAUUUAUUUCCACUUUAGGUGCUACUUUACGGUGUGUAUUUAGUCAUGUUCUGUAUAGGAUACUUUGGAGCGAUAUUAUUCGAAAAAUAAUGCUCGCAAGACGACUGAGAAGACGUAAGUAAAAGCGUAAAACUUUGUACCCAGACAGAAUUUACUUAUACUAGAAAAACGAGGAGGGAAAAAGCAUUGAAAAAAAAGUGUGUUAAAAAAAGUACGAGUUAUUAUUUUCAGUUAUUAUUUUAUGGUCAUUAACAUUCGCCGUUAUAUACAUUAUAUUUAACGAAAGGACAAUCAUGCACAUGAAGUGUCUAUUAUUAUUAUAUACACAUGAUAUACAUAUAGUUUGUUUUUUAGUUCUACCAAAGCGUCAUUUUGUUACAUUUGACAAUAAUUCUAUAAAAUUGAUGGUGAAUGUAUAAUAUAUUAAUUUAAGGAUUACCACACGAUGCGUACGUACAUAAUGCGUGAUAUAAUCAAUUUAAUUAUUUAACUAACACUUAUACUAAACAUUGCAUAUAUUUAUCCGUAGUUAGUUAGUUAGAACCGAUGAUCCAGUUAUAUUUAAACAUUAACAGAAAACAGUUGCAUAUACUUACUUCGAUUGUAAUUUUGCAAUCCAAAAAAUUGCUUUGUAAACACGGCAGUAAACGCAAAACAUUGAUUUAUUAUGUUCGAAUCCAGCAGACUUUUCGAUAUGAAAUUAUGAUUACAUGUUACGCAACUAUCGUUUGUUCGAUGCUUCGAUUCUAAUGAGAUUCAUUGUGUAAAUUUAACAAGUUAUCAUGAAACACAUAAAUAGUCUUUAUAUGUAAUAAUUACAUAUGAAUACGAUUGUGUCUAUGUUUAUUAUGCCAUUGUUUGCUAUGUAGUAUUAGAUUUGACAGGAUCAAGGUCAACGUAAGAGGCAGCACCCUUAAAAAGCAAAGAUUAAAACAUAUCUAUUAUCUUCUGUAAAUAUAUUGUGUUGAUGAUGAUGAAAGAAAACUUAUUAUUAUGUU
Molecule: messenger RNA, 6202 nt
Organism: Neodiprion virginianus
Lineage: Eukaryota; Metazoa; Arthropoda; Insecta; Hymenoptera; Diprionidae
Product: mucin-5AC
Exons: 12
Coding region: 386-4792 (1468 amino acids)
Molecular function (GO): actin monomer binding
Source: RefSeq, a predicted model, not a curated record